CUCCACUCAUCCCACGGCUCCUCCGGUGACCACUAGUGCAAGAUAUGCUCUCGGCGCUCAGCCAAGCGGCCGGUGGGCUGUUGCGCUCUCUCAUCGCAGCCGUCUUCGGGGCAGCUGGUACAGUGAUCGGCGCUUUGGGCGGCCUCCAUGCAGGCUUUAUCAACGAGGAUGGUAUGAUGCAUGGGGCGCUGAUGGGUGCGAUCACGGGAGCUAUUGUCUCGGUGGAGCUUGCUAAGUCCCUCCUUAGCAUAUGUUUCUCCGAUGACUACUCUGUGGAAGCGCGGAUUACACGGAUGGUAGGCUUUUGGCUUGAGUUCCAGCACCUCACAGCGGCCAGCCUCCUGCGCGGCUCGGUGUUCGCAAGCAUAAGUAGCGCGUUAGACAGCCAGAUAGACGCACUACAGCGCCAGUCUUACCAACGAGAGCCCGGUGGCGACCUCUUUGAGCCGAGUUACCAUGUGAUGGCCACGGGGAGGGCUUCAGUCGACAGCCUGCCGGUUACGCAGGCCACAAUGGAAACAGUAGGACAGCAGACCACCUGCCCCAUCUGUCUUCAUGAGUUCCAAGCCGGUGAGAGCGCCAGGAGGCUACCUGCAUGCUGCCACUUGUUCCAUCUGGUCUGCAUCGAUAACUGGCUUAUGUGGAAAUCCGACUGCCCCGUAUGCCGCCACACUGUGUACUAGCAAAGAGCAUCUCUCUCUCUCUCUCUCUCUCUCUCUCUCUCUCUCUCUCUUUUUGCGGGGGUAGCAAAGAGCAUCUCGAUAUAUCAAAGUGCCCCGCCGCGUUUUUAUUUUAUCUAACGUGCGAGUGUUUACAGUUAUCUUUGCACAGAUGUUUUUGCGUUCCCAGUUCCCCUUCUAUCCAAAAUAUAUGUCAUUUUAUAUAUGUAAGUUUGACCUUUAUUA
This is a messenger RNA of Triticum urartu, 905 nucleotides long. Its product is annotated as NEP1-interacting protein-like 1. The record is from RefSeq and is a predicted model, not a curated record. Lineage: Eukaryota; Viridiplantae; Streptophyta; Magnoliopsida; Poales; Poaceae.